AUGAAUUUAGAUUUUGACUUUUUCUUGUCUGUAUUAGAAUUUGCUACCCACAAACAUAGAUUUCAAUUAAGAAAAGAUGGUACAGCUUAUAUUGAACAUCCAAUUAAAGUAUGUAAAAUAUUAAGAGAUGCAGGUAUUAAUGAUAUUGAGAUAUUGAGUGGUGCAUUAUUACAUGAUACUGUAGAAGACACAGACACCACAUUUGAAGAAUUAGAAGAACAUUUUGGUAAACAAAUUACACAAUAUGUACGUGAAGCAACAGAUGAUAAAAAACUUGAUAAAGUAACAAGAAAAAAAUUACAAAUUGAGCAUAGUAAAACAAUCUCUUAUGGAGGUAAAAUGAUUAAGUAUGCAGAUAAAAUACACAACAUGGGAUCAAUAAUUUCUACUAUACCAUGUCCAUUGUUUGUUUUUAUUCUUUAUUAA
Messenger RNA from Entamoeba nuttalli P19, 426 nucleotides. RefSeq names its product metal-dependent phosphohydrolase, putative. The record is from RefSeq and is a predicted model, not a curated record. NCBI's taxonomy places the organism in Eukaryota, Evosea, Mastigamoebida, Endamoebidae. Gene Ontology annotation, molecular function: guanosine-3',5'-bis(diphosphate) 3'-diphosphatase activity. Bases 1 to 426 code for a protein of 141 amino acids. The transcript has a single exon.